UCAUUCCAUAAUCAGGAAGUGGCUAUUAAGGUUCUCAAGGCUGAGUGCCUAAAUGAAGAUGUGCAAAGAGAUUUUGCACAAGAAAUUUAUAUAUUAAGGAAAGUCCGCCACAAGAAUGUUGUGCGAUUUAUUGGUGCUUGUACAAAACCUCCGCGCUUAUGCAUAAUCACAGAAUUUAUGUCUGGUGGGAGUCUGUAUGAUUUUCUGCACAAAAAGAAAGGCCUUUUCAGGCUUUCAGUAUUACUCAAGGUUGCAAUUGAUGUUUCAAAGGGGAUGAGCUACCUGCAUCAAAAUAAUAUAAUUCACAGAGACCUCAAGACUGCCAAUCUCUUGAUGGAUGAAAAUCAAGUUGUGAAGGUUGUUGACUUUGGUGUUGCUCGAGUGCAAGUUCAGUCUGGUGUCAUGACCGCAGAAACAGGAACAUAUCGAUGGAUGGCUCCUGAGGUUAUUGGACAUAAACCCUAUGAUCGAAAAGCCGAUGUUUUCAGCUUUGGAAUUGUACUGUGGGAGCUGUUAACAGGAAAGCUUCCUUACGAGUUCUUGACCCCAUUACAAGCUGCGGUCGCUGUUGUUCAGAAGGGUCUAAGGCCAACAAUUCCCGCGAACACUCAUCCAACGCUGGUAGAAUUGCUCGAGAAAUGCUGGCAGCAAGACCCCUUCGUAAGGCCUGAAUUUUCCGUAAUUCUUGACAUCUUGCAACACAUGACCAAAAAGAUAGUUGAAGAAGAGAAAAGUAACAAAAGAAGAAGCGCCGCGUUGCCAUUGAGGAAGCAUGAUGCAUGACCACGUUUUACUUUAAGUUAUAUGUACUCACAGUGUGAUUUUUUUCCGCUAUCAGUGUUGUAUAACUAUGAUCUGUGGCAGUAGGUUAGCUACAACUUUUCACAGAUUACAAAUUAAUAAUGUUUAUCAUUGGGAUUUACCUUGUAAUUUACAUGAUCAUAUUGUAUAAAUAUUUAAAAACUCGCUAUUUAUGACAAAUAUUAUGUUUUAUAUACU
Molecule: messenger RNA, 999 nt
Organism: Capsicum annuum
Lineage: Eukaryota; Viridiplantae; Streptophyta; Magnoliopsida; Solanales; Solanaceae
Product: serine/threonine-protein kinase STY46-like
Exons: 8
Biological process (GO): protein phosphorylation
Molecular function (GO): protein kinase activity; ATP binding
Source: RefSeq, a predicted model, not a curated record